AUGGUCCAAGAUCCAAAAACUAGCCCCAAAAUGGAGGAUCUGGCGAGUAUCAGUGAGGUGCCAGCUGCCACCUCUAGAGAUACCACGAAAAAGACCGAAUCCAACACCCAGACCAAUGCCAACAUCCCUCCUUCCAAAACCGAUAAGCCCCGUCCUCAUGUCUGCACAACCUGCAGUCGGUCCUUUGCCCGGCUGGAACACUUGAAGCGCCAUGAACGGUCGCAUACCAAAGAGAAGCCCUUUGAAUGCCCCGACUGUGCGCGCUGCUUCGCUCGUCGUGAUCUUCUCCUUCGCCAUCAGCAGAAACUACACAUGACCUCAACCCCAUCUUCGCGGCCCCGGAACGGCCGCAGAGAGAGCACCGGUGCUGCUGGGGUUGCCACCGGCGCUGCGUCUGGCGCCAAUCGCGUACGGAAGAAUUCCAUUGCAAGCAACCCUAGUAACGUCCGUCCCAGAGCCAACACCAUCAGCCACAUCGACCAGGCUGCACUUGGGAUUGUUGGCACCACUGCUCCCUCCCCUGUAGCGCCGCAUCAUCCGGGUCAUGCCUAUCACCCGAGUCUUAGCUCGACUUCUCUAGGCUCCCCAUUGGAUUAUCGCCCGUUUAACACGGGUCAGACCCACCCUCCUCCCCAUAUCAAUGGACUAACCAAACUGGAAACGUCGGGGCUGCCAAUGGACUUUUCUGGUGGGUUGCGGACUGCCCCCGUCUACGGUAGCUUUGACGCGAACUUCAGCGACAUGCUGAUGGGCCAUGGGAGUACAAUCAACCCAGCGCAGCUGCACUUUGGCGGCUCACCACAGGGCUUCGACGAGUCUCCAUCUCCUUUUACGCAGGCCGCGCACCACAUGCAGCACCCUACUGAUCCCAUGAUGGACGAUGAGUUCAGUUUUGAUUGGAUGAUGAACGGCGUCGAUCCAUCGCUACCUAUGGGCAACAACGGUGCCGAUUCUGCGGUCGACGAGUCCUCUCCAUCGGCCAUGAGCACGGGAAGCCAGAGCGGAAUCAGUGAAGCCAUGAUGGACGGCCCGCAUCGCCUAUCUCUCUCGUCCUCCGCCUGGCACAACCCCUUCCCGCACGCCUCUGCGCCCGCCGCGAAUCCGUUCGCGUUUGAAUACCCUGCCUUGAACGAUCUCGGGAUCCCGCCUGAGACUGUCUCCCCCAAGUCCCUGAUGGCGCAGAAUAAUCCCUUUGCUGAAACGUAUGCCACCCCUCCGUCCAUGACCUCGGUGGGUCAGCCUAUGCUGGGAGGACAUUCGCAGAGUAUGUUUCCAUCCUCUAUGGCAACAAGCGGAGAAUCUCCUAAUCCUUUCCACCUUCCUUUCGCGAAUAGUGCCCUACGAAGCAACCGUUCCUCAACCUCCACCGAUACCUUUACAGACUCCACUCGACAGGCUUUAUUAGCAAGCAUGGCCCGACCGUCCGCUCUCCAUCACCGCAAGUACUCCCAGCCCAUCCUCCCGAGCCGCGAUCCAUCGUCCCGAUCCAUGUCCGGCUUCAACAGCACCGGACAAUUACCCAGCACCCCUGAUAUGCAACGUUAUAUCUCGUCCUACAUCACUUAUUUCCACCCCCACGCCCCGUUCCUGCACAUCCCGACUCUGAACUUCCAGGCUCCCGAAUAUACCAACAGCUUGUGCACCCCGAGUGGCCAUCUAAAUCUGAGUUCCACCGGCGUGGCCGGUGGCGGCGGUUGUCUAAUCCUUUCCAUGGCCGCUAUUGGUGCUCUGUAUGAGUUUGAUACGGCCGCCUCCAAGGAUCUCUUUGAAGCCGCCAAAAAGAUGAUCCAGCUUUAUCUCGAAGAACGCCGCAAAGCAGACAUGUCCGCUGCCUUGAAUCGCUCUCACCCUGCUAGAGAAAACUCAGUACACAAUACUCCUCUCUGGUUGGUGCAGGCCAUGCUUCUCAAUGUCUGGUACGGCCACACCUGUGGUGACAAGACGUCUGCGGAUAUCGCUAGCACACACUGCGCGGCGUUGGUUAGCCUUGCUCGAGCGGCGGAGUUAACCCACCAUUUAGAACCUCAACAGCUGCCGAAAGACUACCUGACUCCGGGUCGGAAUGGAGAGACAGAGGGCUCUGGAGCGUCAUCUAGCCCACCCAGAGAGCGCAAAGAGUGGCUGGAUUGGAAGAUCGUCGAGGAACGCAAGCGAACUCUCUAUACCAUCUUUGUGCUCUCCAGUUUUGUCGUCUCUGCCUACAACCAUGCGCCUGCACUUACAAACUCUGAGAUUCAACUCAGCCUCCCAUGUGAGGAGAACGUGUGGUCGGCGGAGUCCCCGCAAGCAUGGAAGCAGCUAGGCGGACCCCAGGCGGCGAAGAAGCAUUUACCUUUCUCGACUGCGCUGACUUCGCUUCUGACGGCUAGCCAACGGGAACAAUCUGGGUCACUUGCCAAUCCUCUGGCAGAUGAUGUAAAACCUAGCACGUUUGGUUGCCUCGUCUUGAUCUAUGCCCUACACAACUAUAUCUGGGAAACUCGCCAGCGUCAUCUCGGUCGGCAGUGGACGAUUCGAGAGACCGAUGCUAUGCAAGCUCAUAUUGAGCCUGCUUUGCGCGCUUGGCAAUCUUCCUGGGCCAGCAAUCCUAUUCACAGUUUGGAACGACCCAAUCCGUAUGGAGCUGGUCCUCUUUCUGCGGAUAGCAUUCCUCUGUUGGAUCUGGCUUAUGUGCGGUUGUUUGUCAAUUUGGGACGGUGCAAGGAGGCUUUCUGGCACCGUGAUUGGAAUACCAUCUCCGACGAGCUGGCUCGCGGGACGGCCAUCUUUAACCACGUGGACGAGAUCACCCCAGAUGUGCUUGAUCCUUCGAUCACCAAUAGUGAAAGUUUGGGCUCGGUGCAUCAGAGACGUGACUCCAUCGCGGAUCUUGGGGUAGGCGAUCUUUCCAUUUCCACCACUCCCACGCAGGAGACACCCAUGCAAACAUUGGCGGGUGUAUAUCGUCCGGGCCAAUCCAAGCGCGAGAAGCUUCUUCGGAAGGCUGCAUUUUACGCAGCUGAUUCGAUCUCCAUGUCUAACCGCUUGGGUAAUACAUAUGCUGAGUUUACCUCGCGAGAUCUACCGAUCCAAUGCGCGAUGUGUCUUUUCGACUGCUCGCAGGUUCUGGCUGAGUGGGUCACCACAGUUCAAGAGCGUGUUGGACCAUACAUGGGUGUUUUAGGACGCGACGAGGUGGACACAACUCAAGUGCCUGGUAUAUUGCUUCUAGAAGACGAGGACUGCAAACUGAUUGACAAGGUCAAAGAAAUACUGUCCACUGUGGAGGCCAAGAUGCAGAUCAACAUCCAGAACAGCACAACAGUGUCUGCGUUGACUGCUUUACAACGUCUUCCAAGUGUCGUGGAAGGGGGCUACGGCUCCAAAGUGCUGAUAGCGGCCUCGAGCCUUCUGGACAGGGCUGGUGUCUGGCCCGUGACAAAACUGAUGGCUCAUUCGCUGGAGGCGCAGGCUUUGCGGUUGAAGGAGCGUGCAGAAACGUCCUCGGUGAUGGGAAGCAGCUAA
This is a messenger RNA of Aspergillus ruber CBS 135680, 3504 nucleotides long. RefSeq names its product putative C2H2 transcription factor (AmdX) (gene amdX). The transcript is spliced from 2 exons. Bases 1 to 3504 code for a protein of 1167 amino acids. Gene Ontology annotation, molecular function: RNA polymerase II cis-regulatory region sequence-specific DNA binding; zinc ion binding; DNA-binding transcription factor activity, RNA polymerase II-specific. Gene Ontology annotation, biological process: DNA-templated transcription; regulation of transcription by RNA polymerase II. Lineage: Eukaryota; Fungi; Ascomycota; Eurotiomycetes; Eurotiales; Aspergillaceae. The record is from RefSeq and is a predicted model, not a curated record. Gene Ontology annotation, cellular component: chromatin.